AUGUAUGGUUUCCCAAAAGAAAAGGAGAGGCAGAACAGAUGGAUUAAACAGAUUUUAAGAGUCUCCCUGCAGGUGCAUUUUGAGGACAGUCAAUUCAUUUGUACAAAAAAAGGACGCCUCAGGUUAAAACCUGAUGCCGUACCCACCUUAUUUUGCCAUCGUCAAUGGCCAAAAAGAAGGAGAGCUCCCAAAUGGCACACGUCCUCAACAGAGGUUCACUUGUCAAGCAAUGACCACAACUACUGUACAAGAAAUGAUUUUGGUAUGAUACACAGUUGUCUCUACAGGCAUCUUGAUCUAUUUGUAAAGAAAAAUUUGGAUUUAAGGAAUAGUUGGCCCUGAUUUGACAAGGGUUGUGUUUGUUUCCCACAGUCAGUGUGUUCAACAGCUGCGACUCACUGCCCACAGAGUCCUGUGAGCGCAGUUCUUUAGUUCUCAGUUUUAACUACAUGAAACUACUUUCUGUAGCAUCAAAACCUGUUCAGGACCAAGCUCAUGGGACUCCUGGGGGGGUUGAGUAGCAGCUGAUGAACCACACUGACUUUUGAAAACAAACAACACGAGUCAAAUCAGGGUGAACUAUCCCUUGAAACAGGACAUGAAAGAAGGUGGUGAUGUAAAGGAGGCAAAUGCAUAUUAACUGAAACAAUACCUUGUCAUUAUUACAGAAAAUGAGGCAGAAAUUGAGGCAGAACAAAUAGGAGUAGGCAGCCCACAGGUAGACGAUGGUGAGGUCCUUGAAGCUCCAAGGGACAGACAGUCAGGGGCAGCAAGUGAAGAAGCCACUGUGACAGGGGCAAGCGUUCCAGGGACCAGUGAUGACAGGGCGACUGUUGAUGACCUAAGAGAGCAAUUGAGGAUUGAGACACUCCAAAGAAAGAGAGCGGAGAGGACUCUUAAACAACAAAAGAAAAAAAAUUGGGGUUUAAGAAAGAAGAACAGUUUAAUUAAAAAAAGUUCAAGAGGGAUACGCUGGAGCAAUCAGACCCUGAAAGCCAUACAAAUUCGAUUUACUGCUGGCACAACAGGCUACAAAACAUUGCAAAAAAUGAAAAUCCCACUACCUGACAUUAGGACUACACAACGGAGGAUGCAGCAUGUUAAGAUGGAGCCUGGAGUGUUGAUGGAGGUGUUCAAAAUGUUAAAGCUAAAGGCAGGGGGAAUGAACAAAAUGGAGAGGGAAUGUGUACUCACACUGGACGAGAUGGCCAUCACUCCAGGCGUGGAGCUGCAUAUGGGACCGGGGAGACUAUUUGGCAACGUAACACUUCCCGGUCACACAGGGCAAGCAACGCAUGCCUGUGUGUUUAUGCUCGCUGGUGAAACAACACGCUGGAAGCAAAUUGUUGCUUACCACUACAGCGGUAAUUCUACAGACGGCUCAGUUUAUCAGCCCAUCAUCAUUGCCAUCGUAGAAGCUGCAGCAUCUGUAGGGCUUCAUGUUAUAAACAUCACCAGUGACAUGGGGAGUCCCAAUCAGGCAAUGUGGAAGUCAUUUGGGGUGACCCAGGAUAAGCCAUGGAUACCCCAUCCUGUUGAGCAACACAAGCGGCUCUAUUUCCACAUCUUGUCAAGAAUUUGA
Messenger RNA from Xyrichtys novacula (pearly razorfish), 1582 nucleotides. The record is from the annotation of a GenBank genome assembly. NCBI's taxonomy places the organism in Eukaryota, Metazoa, Chordata, Actinopteri, Labriformes, Labridae.